GCUUGCUUGUCGAGUACUGAGAUCCUCGUAUAGGAAUCUCAAAUUAUUGAUUCGUUGUUUGCCUGUUGGCAGCCAUGGGCAGUCUCUGCGGGCAGUCCAUCGUAAUCUGAGUUUCCAAGCCGGUUGUAAAAGUCUUCCUCACGCAGUACCACAACUUCAGGUGGCUGUGUCGAUAAUGGAGAAAGCUUGUGAAAUCCUGAUAUACGGUCCUUAUUAGGCGAGGUUCCUGCGCGGUAUGCCAGAUACUAUGAGGCAUUUAUCGUGCUUCCAUCGCUCUGUAUCGCGGACGAAGGGCGCAAAGACAAUGCCAGGUUGCCUGCAGUAGACUGUGGCACUGCAAUCCUGUUACAUCAUUUCAAUACCAUGCGAAAUACCAUGCGAAAUACCAUGCUUGGGUCAUAUUUCUGAGGUUCGAAAUGCGAGGAAGUCCUGUGUUUGUAGGGCUGAUGAUGAGCUGUUCAAACAGCAUCGACAAAGCCGGUAAGGAUUGGCGGAAAGUUUGUCCGACGAACCUCAGCAAAAAGCUCCCUAUCCACAAGUUCCUCUUCCACGCGUUCGCUCGGCAAUUGUUACAACGUGGACGAUACUCGCUUGUUGCUUCUGGGUGCUCUUGCCCUUCCAGCUGGUCUCCAAAAUUCAAGCGGUGGUAGAGAACAAGAAUCAAGGACACAGCUGCCUGGAGGCUCUGAAAGAAUUGCUCCAAGAUGGCCUCGAUCAGACCCAUUCCCAGUUCAGUACCAAAGUCCCAGCGUCAAAGCAUUCCUCCAGCAGCACUCUACGGCACUCCGGGUGGGGAAGUGAGGUUGCGCAUUGCUACUGGUGGAGCUGGUCAAUCAGGACUGCUUCAGAAGCUGGCCGAAGAGUUUAUCGAUGCAUACACCCAGCGCACUUCGACCCCGCCUUUUCAGAUCGCCUGGAUUGCCACCGAUACUUCACUGAGCUUCAAUGCCCUUGCGACUGGUGCAGCGGAUUUGAGCAUCACGUACCAUCCCUAUGCAGAGGCGAUUGCUCUUCGACAGGGGAUUGCCACUCGAUCAGUGUAUGCCUGGCGGGAUCAUUUCAUGCUUGUCGGUUCGUCUCUACUCGAUGGCAGACUCGUCAUAUAUGGACAUGUUUUGUUCGUGUUGGAAUUGAGCUCACGAUGUGUGCCAGGGCCUCGGUCGAACCCUGCGAACUUACCUGUAGAUCAGACUCUAACAAUAAAUGAACUGUUCGCGCUGGUAUUCCAAGCAGCUGUAGAGACAUCAACAUCACCUGAACCGGUCAAAUUUCUAUCCAGGUACGAUAAGUCAGCAAAUAAUAUUCGGGAGUCGAAUAUCUGGAGCUCCAUCGGCCAGACGCCUUGGUCCCAUCCUUAUUCCUCUUGGUAUCAUCGAUACAUUGACUUUCCAUUCGGAGCUUUGAGAGCAGCAAGCAGACUUGGUGAGUACACGCUCGUUGACAGGGGUACUUGGUAUGCAGUCGGAGGCGAAGUCAGGAACAAAAUGAUGGUUUUUAAGGAGUCCUUUGAUGCUCAGCAAGACGAUCCCUUGAUCAAUCCAGCGCAUGCUCUUGUCGGGUCCCUUGCGAAGGAAGGAGACCUCGCGGAAGCAUUUGCCGACUGGCUUAGCCAGGCAGAUGGAGGGCAAAAGGUAAUCAGGGAUUUUGCGACCAACGGCACAAUCCUCUACUCUCCAGUACGAAUGAACGCUCAGCCGCAAGACAGCCGCAAGCGGGCCUUCAAGCUCUGAAGAAUUUCGUACUACAAUACCAAGUAGCAUCCCACCCUAGCUCAGUGUAGAGUAGAAGCACAACUUAUAGCCCGAUAGGGCCACGUCGAU
This is a messenger RNA of Exophiala xenobiotica, 1820 nucleotides long. RefSeq lists its product as uncharacterized. The coding region runs from base 705 to 1730 and encodes 341 amino acids. NCBI's taxonomy places the organism in Eukaryota, Fungi, Ascomycota, Eurotiomycetes, Chaetothyriales, Herpotrichiellaceae. The transcript is spliced from 4 exons. The record is from RefSeq and is a predicted model, not a curated record.